Molecule: messenger RNA, 4820 nt
Organism: Stegastes partitus (bicolor damselfish)
Lineage: Eukaryota; Metazoa; Chordata; Actinopteri; Pomacentridae
Gene: rnf157
Product: ring finger protein 157
Exons: 19
Coding region: 855-2954 (699 amino acids)
Biological process (GO): protein ubiquitination
Cellular component (GO): cytoplasm
Molecular function (GO): ubiquitin protein ligase activity
Source: RefSeq, a predicted model, not a curated record
CUUCACUUUAAAUCACCGAGCUUGCUUUUUCACUACGAGUUAACGUUUAUUUUUCUGUCAGCUGUAAACGUUAUUGCACCGGUUUUGGGGGGUUUUCCCGUUGCGCCACUCUGCUAGCUUGUUUGUGAUUGUACUUGUUGCGGGGAAGAAAAAAAAAAAAGCUUAAAUUGACGAGAUUUAACGGGUGCUUCCACUCGUGGGGUGAACGGGUAACGUCGGUGUGUACGUGUGCGUGUCCCACGGAGCCUCUCGUCCUCUUCUGCACUGCAGUCGCACGGUUGGCGUAGGAAGGUCACGUUAUAAGGCGGCUCGUCACUAGCGGCAGCCGAGCGAACGGGGGACUGCGCAAAAAAUCACGGUCCGGAUUUGUGCCUGGCUGACGUCAUGGGGAGCCACAGACCUCUCUGACAGGAUCCAGCGACGACGAGCGCCGGGGAGCAACAUCCAGCAGGGGCCGUGGGGGGAGAACAAGUCGACGGACGUUGCUUUUUUUUAGUAGAAGUAGAAGAAACAAAACAAAAAUAAAGGAAAAAAGAGAGAGCGAAUAAAGCAGGCGAUUCGGCUUCGGCGGACUGAGCGACCGCGGCUCACCAUGAGAGCGCUUCCCCGCUGUUGAGGCGACUACUACGGCUUGUUUUCUGCCUCAAAACGAGCCGACCAGCGAGAGGAGGGGAGAUAAGCAGCCAGAGGACUAAUCCCCGGGACGGUCACAUUCACGGCGGGGCUUGGACCCGACAGAAAUGGACAGGGCAGCACGAACUGGAUUAAAUGAUAGGGAAUAAAGAGGCGCAGCGCACAAAGCCCGAGCUGAAGUGUUAUGCCCGUUAACCCGUCGGGUCUUCAUUUGACUGGAAAUGGGAGCUUUGACGAGCAGACAGAACAUAGGCGUGGAAGAAGUGGACAUCCCGUCCAAUUCGGUGUAUCGCUACCCACCGAAAUCCGGGAGCUACUUCGCCAGCCAUUUCAUCAUGGGGGGAGAGAAGUUUGACUCCACCCAUCCGGAGGGUUACCUGUUCGGGGAAAACACAGACCUUAACUUCCUGGGGACCAGACCGGUAGCGUUCCCCUAUGCAGCCCCUCCACCUCAGGAACCAGUAAAGACGCUACGAAGCCUUAUAAACAUUCGAAAGGACACGCUGCGGCUCGUAAGGUGCAGCGAGGACCUGAAGCUGCCGGGCGACGAGGCGGCGGGGAAGAACCGAGCGUGUUACAACGUAGAGUUUACUUUCGACGCUGACACACAGGUGGCCAUCACCAUCUACUACCAGGCCAUAGAGGAGUUUCACAACGGAGUGCCAGUUUACCUGCCACAGGACAGCUCGCUGCAGUCUGAGACGGUGCACUUCAAGAGGGGAGUCUGCCAGCAGUUCUGUCUGCCCUCGCACACCGUCAACCUCAGCGAAUGGGCCGACGACGAGCUGCUGUUCGACAUGGACAAGGAGAUCUUCCCCAUGGUGGUGCAGGCCGUCGUCGACGAAGGAGAAGAACAUUUGGGCCACUCUCACAUCCUCCUGGCUACGUUUGAGAAGCACAUGGACGGGAGCUACUGUGUGAAGCCUCUGAAGCAGAAACAAGUGGUGGAUGGUGUGAGCUACCUGCUGCAGGAGAUCUAUGGUAUAGAGAACAAAUACAACAGUCAGGAAUCAAAGGUUGCUGACGACGAGAUCAGUGACAACAGCGCCGAGUGUGUCGUUUGUUUGUCUGAUGUGCGAGACACACUCAUCCUGCCGUGCAGGCAUCUGUGUCUCUGCAACGCCUGCGCAGACACGCUGCGCUACCAGGCCAACUGCUGCCCGAUCUGCAGACUGCCCUUCAGAGCUCUGCUUCAGAUCCGAGCCAUGAGGAAGAAACUCAGUCCUCUGUCACCUACCAGCUUUAACCCCGUCAUCACUUCCCAGACCUCCGACUCUGAGGAACACUCGGCGUCGGAGCACAUCCCUCCGGGCUACGAGGCCGUGUCUCUGCUGGAGGCGUUGAACGGGCCCCUCAACACCUCCUCGGUGGCUCCUCCUCCUCUCCACUCUGGUCCCAGCCACGUCUCCGGAGCGCUGCCUCCGUACAGCAGCGAGCCCCAUCCGGCGCCGGCCCGCUCCCUCUCCCCUCUAGACCACUCCAACUCCAGUCAGGGACUCAAACUCAAGAAGAGUGGAUCAAAGUCACUUUCCCAGAAUUCCUCUGUGCUUCCUGAGGAGGAGGACGAGAAGUCUUGCAGCGAGUCGGAGGCGUGUCGCCACAAACUGGUCGUGGACCAGCAGGAGUGCGGAGUGACUCCAGACAGCGAGAACCUGACUCUGUCCUCGUCUGGAGCCAUCGACCAGUCAUCCUGCACCGGCACCCCGCUCUCCUCCACCAUCACCUCCCCGGAAGACCCAGUGAGCAGCAGCCUGGCCCAGUCAGUGAUGUCCAUGGCCUCGUCCCACUCGCAGCACUCCCACAUCAGCACUGACACCAUGUCCUCCAUGUCAGGGUCCUACCUGGCCGGGGCCGAAGGCGAGCCCGGGGGGGACGAUGGGGGCGAGGUGGAGGGCGAGGAGAACCAGGACGCCCCCAUGGAGAGCCGAGGACUGUCGCAGCAGGACGGGGAGUUUUCCAAGGAGCCAAAGGAACAAAACUACUCAGUUGCUGUAGAGGAACAGGACUCAGAGGGAAAUGAUGUCACUGAAGAGGACUGCUCCUCCCCGUCUAAUGGGAAAGGUGGGCGGAGCAGGUGUCCAGAGUUGGCCAAUAACAAUCAGGGCGUCGCCCUCUGUGACACGCCCUCUUUGGGGUUGGAUAAUGAGCAGGCUCCCGACAGCCGAUUCGCCGAUCUGAUGUACCUCGGGGGCUACAGGCCUGUUCUGGAGCCCCUCCCCCACCACACCUCCACCAGCAACAUCAACCUGGAGGAGCAGGGGGCCGAGAACCGGGACGGCCAGAGUCCUAAACAUCCCCGCCGCGGACCACUCAUUGUGUAACACGCUCACACAAACACACACACACACACACGCACACACACACACAAACUCUACCCGUCCAGAGUGAGCUCUUCUUACCCUGCCAUAGUGCUGCACCGCCGGAUGCCGUCCUCGCUGACCAGGGAAACACAUCCCCACCUACAUCUCCUGGACUGAUUGUCUGUGUUGGCGCUUCAGAGGAAGAAUGAGGACUCACCCCUCCAUCGUCUGUGCACUUUGAUCUCACAGGACUUUCCUUGUUUUCUUGUCUGUGACCUAAUCUUGUCGUGGGAAUGAUUAGCCUACUGCUACGUUAUUAUUUAUUACCUGUAGGUUUAACGAGAGCUGUGUAUUGUGACACUAUCUUUAGAAAAAAAUACAUGCUGCUCCUCUUCUCUCCUCUUUUAUCCCUCCUAUUACCAGCCAAACAGUCAGGGGCUACUGUGAUCGGCAAUCGGAUUUAUUACUAGCGUUCUUCUUCUUCUUCUUCUUCUUCUUCUUCUUCUUCUUCUCUGUUAUAAACUGUUUGUCGAAUGAGUGGUGGGACACUUUGACACUAAAAGUCAGCUCACACCGGACUACCUUACCUUACCGAACUGAAACACGCCGACCCUUCAGGGAGCUCCCGCCUCGCAUGCAGCUUUCCUCUCAUUCCCGCCACGCUUUCCAAACAUCUGCUGAAUGUGAAUUCAGAGGCGGUCGGACUUGUACGGUGGUGGACGAGCCGAGAAACGGUGGCCAAAAUAAACAGAGAUGAACUUUAAAAAAAAAACAAACAAACAAAAAAAAUGACGUCAAACAGAAUGUAGGACGCUGAACGUGGAACUCUAGACUAGAAGGGGAAUGUACAUCUGAAUCAUCACCGAAAACUGGAAUUAAACUGACCCUCACACGCCCGCCGUCGCCAUCCUCUCCUCCUACAGCUUCAUCUUAGCAUGUCAGUAUUAUCGUAGUGCAACUGGAAAUCAACAGAUACCACCGAGCAAUAAAGAAAACUGCAUCUCCUCCUCUUCUCCUGCACUAGGACGCUCUCCUGCGGUUCAAACGAUGACAAACUGUGUUUGCACUGGACUGCUAAUGUUCAGAUUCAGACAUGCCAGUGUGUUUUGUUUUUUUUAUUUUCACGUUGCCAUGGUAAAGGGAUUUUAUGGUGAGGGAAAAGCGGUGAAUCUGGACAGACUUACACACCGUCAGCUGGCAUUUUGUUCGUCCUCACGUCCCCCCUGUUCUGAUCGUCCCGAUGAGCCCUUUUCCUUCUCGUUUGUGAAGCUUUUAGUUGUUUUGGUUUCGUAUAACUCUUAACGUGUAUCUCACCCGUUGUCGGCGUUUUUCCUCCGUUUCUUCGUGUUUUUAAUUCGUUGCAGAACACUGUGUUGUUUAUUAGAAUGUGGAUGAAAAUAUGUGAACAUUUUGUAAAGGUUUACACACUCGCGCAGACACGCGUGGCUCACAUUACGGAUACACCGAAAAGGGACGAUAUCGACAUUUAAUGCACUAUUAGCUGAUUCCUAGACGGUGCAUGAGGCGAUAGUAGAGUAAGCAUGUUAGUCUAGGUCAGCCUGCACCCUCCUGUAAACUUGAUGACGGAUCACCACACACACACACACACACACACACACACACAUAAAGCAGUAUCAUAUCGUUCUGUAGUGUUAUAUAUCGGUUGCUGGCACCCUAUUCCACUGACCCAACUGUUAAGGUCGAAACUACUGCACUACUAUACCCAAGCUGCAAACUGUCAUGUGAUCACAGUCCGAAUGUGUCAAUGAAGCCGCCAGUCGCAGUAUGAUAUCAAAGGAAUGGGUCCCCAAUCCACAAGACCCCACUUUUCUAGAGUGAAAAUGUCAAAGAAGACUUCAAACAGACAAUAAAGUUUUUGCAACUAAA